This is a messenger RNA of Drosophila melanogaster (fruit fly), 1071 nucleotides long. RefSeq lists its product as uncharacterized. The transcript has 3 exons. Lineage: Eukaryota; Metazoa; Arthropoda; Insecta; Diptera; Drosophilidae. Gene Ontology annotation, biological process: regulation of synaptic transmission, cholinergic; sleep. The record is from RefSeq and is marked reviewed. Gene Ontology annotation, cellular component: membrane. The coding region runs from base 113 to 577 and encodes 154 amino acids.
UUUUAUAGCGAUCUACCAUAUGGUCACACAGUAACUCGCGUUAUUUAUUUUCUUGUUUUAAUUCUAUUUUAUUUAAGUUAAACAAAGCGCACAAAACAGUUUUAAGUAAAAAAUGAAUGUCCUGCUCCGUUGUACGUUCCUGCUGCUCACCCUGGCCAUAUGUGGCAGCUGGGCCAUUCGAUGCUACCAGUGCUCCUCCGACCAGGAUCGCAAGGGACACGACAGCUGUGGCGCCUACAAGAGAUUCAACCGCACCGAGCACAUUUCCAUUGAGUGCAACAGCGACGAGAGCCACAUGCCAGGAUCCUUCUGCAUGAAGGUGGUGCAGCAGGGACCGAGAGGAUUCAUCUGGGACGGUCGUUGGCGCCAGGUGAUCCGACGAUGUGCAUCCGUUUCCGAUACCGGAGUGGUUGGCGUCUGUAACUGGGGAGUCUACGAAAACGGAGUGUACUGGGAGGAGUGCUACUGCUCCAGCGACAGCUGCAAUGGUUCCAGCUUAGUUCAAAUGCACGGAUCCCUGCAGCUUCUGUUGGGACUCCUGUUGAUUGGCGUUGCCUCCAGAAUAUUUAGAAGUUAAUAGGAAAACCAGGCUUAUCCUCACCACAAACGAAACACGCAAUAAGUGCCUUUUCGCCACUCCACAUGAUAUCUAAGCUAGGAUUGACUUUUGAUAUCAAAAACACAUUCCGUCCACCUUUUUCCUGCCUAUAAUUAAGUCGAAAAGUUGAAAACAUUUUAAUCGUAUAGGUACAUUAGUUAUCUACAAUAUCCAAACAAGAGGCAGGUAAAUUUACAGACCAAAACUAGCUAAAAUAUUUAAAUGAAAAGUAACGUUAAACAAUUGUAAAUUUCCUAUGUCGCUUGUACUUUUUAUAUAGUUAACUUAAUGAACAUGUUUUCAAAAUGAUUUUACUACAUUUGAUUUUUAAAAAAUGACCAUUCCGAAAAUGCUUACGUUUGACAUAUUUAUUACUAGUAUUUACCUGCCAUAUCCGAAUAACCACUACCAUAUCGAAAAACCAGUAAAUUGUACACACAGAAUAUGAAAAUAUAUACUAUAUUAAGAGUAUU